GAACACAGCCGAGUCAGUUGAGUUUUGUACUUCGAUGCGUUCGGUUGGCAAUCGCUUGGGCAAGCUGCUCUGCAAUUGGUUCGGUAUUGAACUCGUAACGCCUGCGCGUGUUUUGAACGGUUAACAAUCAAAUUGUGUGACAGAUUUAACAAAUACAGCGCAAUUGUUAAAUAUACAAUAAUUCGGUUGGUGUAAAAGUGUCAAGUGUGCCCCCACAACUAUUACAAAACCUUAACUCGCAAUUGGAUUUACGCAAAUUGGAGCAAAGGAAAAGAAAAGCAAAUAAAUGCAAAACAAAAAACUGAAAGUGCCUGCAAUAAUAACUCAAUCAGCUCCACGUAUCGUAAACUGAAAUUCGUGUAAUUCGGUAGAAGCCGCCAAAAAUAAAAAGACGUUGUACAUAAGAUCGGUCAAAAAAAAGAGGGGAAAUAAAAAAAAGCGCCAUCGAGAAGCCAAAGAGCCGACAAACAGUUGGCUUGUUUAGCGUGUUUUUUUUUGUAUUUCGGUUGGCAUUUAAUUUCGUUGGGUUACGUGGUUUCGAAGAUUUCGUGUGGCCGCCGAAAAGAAAGUCACGACAUUAUCCAUAGCGGGUUCGAAACGAGAAACAAGAUUUCCAAGAUUCUGCGCCGAAAGUCAAAGUUACAAGUUUACAUUUUGGCCCGGUUCAACGUCUUUUAACUUGUUGUGUUUGCGCGCUCGUAUGUGUAUGUGUGUGUGUGUGGCGCGUUUUGUUUUCAUGUGUGUGUCUGUGUGCUUGUGCCACUUUAGAAAGUGAAAAUCGAGUGCAGCUCCAAUUCGAAUCCCAUUCGGCCUCUGGGCGCUGCAGCUGAAAGUGAAUCUACUUGUGGAUUUCAAUUGUAUACGACGCCAUCUCAUCCAGUAGCUGUGGACAGCAGCUACCUGCAGUAGCAUUUGCCUUCCCCCCGUUCUACCUGUUGAUCAAUAAAGCCGAUCCGAUCGGACGAUCAGACACACAAAAAAAAGUCUACAACAAUGGAGGCCGAAGAAAUUACAAAACUCGUUGAUGGCGUUUAUAGGAACAUACUCGAUAGAUUCAAUCCAGGUGCGAGACAGCUAAUUGCGGCGGGCAAAAGUUACCUAAAAGCAUUGCAUGGUGCCGCAACUGCCUCGCGUCUAUUCAAUGAAGCAUUGGCCAAGAUUGCGAUGAACGCGCAACAAAGCGGAACGGGCGAUAUUGGUUCAGCUUUAAUGAGCGUUGUGAAUGUGAACAAGGAGAUUCAGGAUCAACAGAUGAAUAUUCUGAAAGCCUUCUAUGUGGAUCUGUUGGUGCCAUUGGAGACAAACUUGGAGAAGGACACAAAAGUGGUGCAGCAUGAGCAGAAAAAGUUCAUGCAGCAGCACAAAGUGCGCAUGGAGAGCUACCAGAAGGCCGUCUCCACAAUGAAGAAGCAGCGCAAGAAAAAGGCCACGCCCGAAAAUACCGAAAAGGAGCUGAAAAGUUUGCAAGUGCUGGAGGAUCAGAAGAAAAAGCUCGAUGUGUUCUGUGAUCAAAGUUACAAGAACGCCAUGACACAGGAGCGACGUCGUUACGGUUUCGUGCUGGAGCGCCAAUGUUCGAUAGCCAAGCACUGGAUGGCCUACCAUACCACCGGCAAAACAGUAAUUGAUAAUAAUUUCGAAAAUUGGCAAGAAAUUGCCGCUUCUCGUGAGAUUAUACCGCCGGCCGCAUACGAAAGCGGCUACAGCAGCAGCAACAGCAACACACGUCGUCUGGAGCGCAUCAAGGACGCUGAUGAUGAGCAGCUGCAGCAAAGUGGACAUGGUCAUGGCGCCCAGUUGAAGAAAUCGCGCAGCAUCGACGCGCCCUACGGCGACAUGCGCACACUCCACGAACGCGAGAGCCUGGUGGGCACAGCUGGCUCCGGAUCGACACACUAUGCACAGAACUCGCUGCCACGUGCCAAGUCUGACUUUAACUUGGCGCUGGUUGGUGCGACACCGCUGACAAGCAAUAAACACAAGAUCAUUGAGGAGCAGCUGCCACAUGGCGAGCUGGAGCGCGGAGAUCAGCGGCCGCUGGCCAAGGCACUUUAUGCAUAUAUGCCAUCGGGAGAGAAUCAGUUGUCGUUCGAAGAGGGAGAUCGCAUUGCGCUGGUGGGCGCCAAGGCCAAGGGCUGGCAGUUUGGUGAGAACUUGCGUACACAGCACUUUGGCUGGUUCCCGGUCGCUUACACCAAUGCCGAGAGUGUGGAGCUGGCGCCAUCUGGCGGUCGUCGUUACGAGAACAUGCACAUGAGCUAUGAGCGCAAUGGAAACGGAACUGGAGCUGGCGGCUUGCGCAGCUAUCACGAACAGCAGCAGCAACAGUACGAGGCACAGCUGGAGUUGAUGGACAGCGAUGCCACCUAUCGACGUCGUCGCAAUCACAGUGCUGAGGAAUCGUCGCCGACUCGCAUGUUCGGCGACACCAUCAAGCAGCAGAAGAAAUAUCGCUCCGGCUCGGCGGCCAAUCCACGUCCCGGUCCGCCACCAACGCUGCCUGCACCCGUGCCCAAUGGCCAGGGCCAGAACCAAAGCCAGAGUGCCCGCAUGCUGAACAGCUCGCAGAGCUUCUGUGCCACAAACGGUGUGCCCGCUGCCGUCGAGCGGCGCAAGCAGAAGCUGCUCAAUGGCGCACAGAGCUCCAUGACCACACAGUCGUCCGGCAAGUCGGCGGCGGCGGCCAAGACUUCGCUGCACAGCAGCAACGAUAGCGGAUUCGCCAACGAGCCACCGCCACAGCCGGAGGUUGAUUACUCCGACGAGGAGCCAGCCACACAACGUGUGCCCAUACGACGUCGUGCUGAUACGAACACACAUACUGUGCCACGCGAUGUGGCAUCCUGGACGCUGAGUCGCAAUUUCCGCAACAGCGUCGACAGCCAGAUUGACGACAAGAGUCUGCAUCGCCUGAGCCGUCAGAGCGGCGGCAUGGGCGGCAAAAUGCGCUACGAUUUGAUUGCCUCCGAUGAUGAGAUACUGCAGGCCUCUAGUGCGGGAUUGAAGCGCACGAAAUCGUUUUGGAAAUUUGGCGGCGGACGCAGCGAGGAUAUUCUAGCGGGCAUGUCGUUGUGGCAGCAUCGCGAUCUGGUCGCGGCACCCAAUCUCGAGGAGAUGCGUGACGAGCCACGCUCGGAUGAGGAUCGCGAUCGCCACAGCAACGGCAAUGGGAAUGGGAAUGGCAAUGGAACUUUGACUAAAUCAAACAACUCCAGCUCGUCGCAGGAGAAACAGGGACGUGGACGCAAGGACAGCAUUACAAGCACCGAGAUCUAUGGCGAUGACGAUGAGAAUAUCUAUGGCAUUAGUCCAGCAAUGCCACCACAGCAGCAGCAGCACCAGCAACAGCAACAGCAGCAGCAGCAGAGGAGCAGCGGUUACACGCCCAAGUCGCGCAUGAAGAUCAUGAAGACCAUUGAGAUUGACAUUGAGGAGCCGUCGGAGAGCGAACGUCUGAGCACGUUGCGUCGCAGUCAGCACCAGCAACAGCAGUCGGAGUAUGUGCAUCGCAAGCUGGACAAGCAGGGCUCGGGCUCAGCAUCGAUGGCAUCAUCGACGCCACAUCACAAAUCGCAAACGCUCAGCAGAUCGAAGCCAUCGCUGCAACAGCAGCAACAACAACAGUUUCCACACUCCACAGACGAAGGCGAGAGCGAUGAACAUGGCACCUUGAAGCUGAGCGAUGUGAACAACUUCUUUGAUGACAUGCAACACGAUGGCAACGGCAAUCCGGGCAAUCCAAAUGGUGGCAAUCAUGGACUGGUGAUGAAGACGCUCAAGCGCAAGGAUAUACUCAAGCAGUAUUACACCAGCGAGGAUGAGUCCGAGGCGGAACUGAAGUCAACCAGCUCUGAUCCCUACGAUUGCAUUGUUAUCAACGAUCAUCUGGUGCGCAAGGACGACAAACUGAGACGCCAGCAUCAUCAACAGCAACAGCAGCAGCAAAUGGAAUUUCAUACGUUUCGCUCGUCCACAUCGACGACAGCAACGAAUACGCUGAAAAAGUCAAAUGCCAAGGAGCAGGAGAAUACGCUGACUCGCAAUUCGACGGGUAAUUCUGGAGCACCCACAGCGACCAUCCUGCCACGCACUCGACUCCUUAAGUCGUCAGCGAGCAGCAAUAACAACGGCAACAGCAGCAAUCACAACAACAUCAGCAACAGCAGCGCCACGCUGGAGCGCAAUCUGAAGGCGCAUGUGGGCAACAAAAGCUAUGGUCCUUGGUAUGAUUUCUGGGAUCAGGAGCAGCAUGGCAUGGCGGGGCAGAAGAACGCCAGUGCCAAGCUGAAGUGAGCCAAAGGCUUGGCGACAGAGCAUAGGGAACAGCGACAGGGAAGUGGGUUGUGAGCAAUGUGGUUUCGCCGUUUUCUUACCGGAGAAGAAAAUGCGCCGAGCGUGGCGGCGAUUAAGCAGAGAAAAAACAGAGAGAGAGAAAGAGAGAGAGAGAGAGAUAAGGAGAGGGAAAACAGGUGGAGAGUGUGUAGCAUACAGAGUGAGCUAUUUCAACAAUUUACACAUUUACAGUAUAUAUCGGUGUAAUGCAGCAAAUAUUUUUAGACAGAGAUUUUUAUAUUCAGACUUGCAAAUAAAAUAAAAAUAAUUCAGAGUCAGAAAAAGGACAUUUCACCACAGCUUAGCUGAUAUGGAAAAAGUCUCACUAUUUAAAAUUUUUGUUAGUUUUCAGAAAUAGCAAUAUCAUAGAACCGAUAUGCAUUGUAAAUAUAUUUUAAAUCAACUUUUGUUAUGUCGAAAUUACUUAGUGUUUAGUCUGCUAAAGUGUGCCAAAUUUGGAAUAGAUACAUUUUUCAAAAACCAUUGAUUUUUUUUCUAUAGUUUUUUGCAUUACUCGUAUUUAAAGUUAUUUUUAUGAUAGGAAACUGCAAUCUUUUGCUCACUUAUUGAAAAUAUGCCGAGUAGCUUCCAUUUUUGGUGCCUUGCCCAACGCACAGUUCUAGUUUAAGCACAAAACAUACCAUAUAAAACUUAUAUACAUAUCUAUUCUUUACAUUAUGUUAUGUUGUUUUUUUUUGCUUUAGUCCUAAGACACUCACGAACACACAACUGCACACACACACUCACACAUAUGCGUACAUACGAGAAAUGGGAAUAUUACGUAUACGUUUUGUACUUAUUUGCAGCAAGCGCGGUAUUUAUCGCAUUUAUUCCAUAGGCUAUUGAAAAACGUAAUUCCCUCGUAGGACUCCCAAAACAACAACAAAAAAAACACAAAAAUCGUAUGUAAAUUGCUGAACAAUAUCCCCCUUUGUAAGCGCUCUUUUUUCAGUAGUACCCUCCAGGUUAUACUAUGUAAACUGCUCUCGAUUUCAACUCGACAAGUCCAACAUUAUAUUGCAGCGCCUCACAAUUUGCCACAAUCAAGUUGCGACACACAAAGACCAACGAUCGCUCUGCUCCCAUGAUCUAUCGGAGUGUCAACAAGUAGCAACG
Drosophila nasuta is the source of this 5448-nucleotide messenger RNA. RefSeq names its product Insulin receptor substrate 53 kDa (gene IRSp53). Lineage: Eukaryota; Metazoa; Arthropoda; Insecta; Diptera; Drosophilidae. Gene Ontology annotation, molecular function: protein binding. The record is from RefSeq and is a predicted model, not a curated record. Gene Ontology annotation, cellular component: nucleoplasm; cytosol. The transcript is spliced from 12 exons. Gene Ontology annotation, biological process: actin crosslink formation; positive regulation of actin filament polymerization; actin filament bundle assembly. The coding region runs from base 994 to 4293 and encodes 1099 amino acids.